Molecule: messenger RNA, 855 nt
Organism: Rosa chinensis
Lineage: Eukaryota; Viridiplantae; Streptophyta; Magnoliopsida; Rosales; Rosaceae
Product: zinc finger protein 7-like
Exons: 1
Coding region: 30-599 (189 amino acids)
Source: RefSeq, a predicted model, not a curated record
UCCUCACCAAACUAGAGUUUUGAGAGGAAAUGAUCUCCCACGGAGAAGCAGAAAGCGAGAUAGUACUAGGGAAAGAGCAAAACAGAUAUGCAAACAGCGAUGAUAACAAUGAAGAAACAGAAGAUCUUAAUCAAGGAGAGUGGCUGAACCUGAGCCUAGGUGGGAAUUUGCUCUCAACAGAAGGAGACACUGACUCGCAGUCAAGACCAGCUUCAGGCAAGGUUUUCUCCUGUAACUUCUGCAUGAGGAAGUUCUUCAGCUCCCAGGCAUUAGGAGGUCACCAGAACGCCCACAAGAGAGAGAGAGGUGCAGCUAGAAGAUAUCAAUCUCAAAGAAUGAUGUCCAUGAUGGGCUUUCCCUUCAAUACUUCAACGCUUCGAUCGCUCAACGUUCAGCCCCAUUCACUUGUGCACAAGCCAAGCAGAUAUGAAACUGCACUUGUAGCAAGAUUUAAUGAUGCCAAGACAAGGUUUAGCAUGAUGCCUUUCACACUUGACGAUGUAAUGGAUUCGAUGUGGCCAGGCAGCUUCCGCUUGGAUCCACUAGAAUUAGAGCCACAAUCAGAGCCAUGCAAGCUCGAUUUAAAUCUUCGACUCUGAUCCAUCCACCUGCUACGCCAGUUUGGAAUAUUCCAUAUAUGACUUUCUAUUGGAACUUUGGCAGAGGUCUCAAUGAUUUCAUCUAUCAAGUACAGAACUAAAGUAGGUUAGAGGCCUACUAUGGUGAAUCAUCCUAUGUUUUGUGUGUCCCUAGGAUAGACACGGAGAAGUUCCUACUGUUUUAUGCAUGCAAUAAUAUCAAGUGCAUUAUAUUUCAUAGCCAAGCUUUAUGAGAAUUUUGUCCUGAUUUUUUUUA